AUGGUGGUUGGAGAACCUGGAUUGGGAAAAACUACCUUGAUUAACACCCUCUUCAACAAACCAGUUUUGACGAAAAAUGUCGACGAGGAAAGAGAAGAAUUUCCUGCUGUGACGGUGCAACUGACGGCGUCAGAGAUUGAAGAAGAUGGCAUCAAGUUGCGUUUAAAUGUGGUGACGGCUCCAGGAUUUGGGGCUCUUACUAACAACGCCGAAUCGUGGAAACCUAUUGCCGAUGAAAUUAACACGCGAUUCGACACCUACUUGGAAUCAGAGAGCAGGCUCAGCCGGACUACCAUCGAGGAUCCUCGGAUUCACGCUCUUCUUUACUUCAUUGAACCUAGUGGUCAUUCAUUGAGGGCUUUGGAUAUUGCAUUUAUGAAGCAGGUGCACGACAAGGUCAAUUUGAUCCCUGUGAUCGCCAAGGCCGACACUCUUACCGACGACGAAAUUGUUGAGUUCAAGAGAAGAAUCUUGGACGAUAUCAAGUACCAGGGUAUCAGUGUGUUUAAACCGCUGGUUCACGAGACCGAUGACGACGAUGCCGCGGUGUUAAACAAUAACGUGCUCUCAAAACUCCCCUUCGCUGUGGUGGGGUCUACAAACUACGUACAGUCAGCCGAUGGUCGUUCCGUGCGUGGGAGAAGCUAUCCGUGGGGAAUAAUUGAAGUUGAAAACGAAAACCACAACGACUUUGUGAGAUUGCGGGAGUUGUUGAUCCGUAAUUACAUGGAAGAGUUGAAGGAAAACACCAACAAUGUCCUCUACGAAAACUAUCGUAGUGCCAAGUUGUUACGUAUGGGCAUUGAGCAGGAUGAGUCCGUGUUCAAGGAGUUUGACCCAUUGGCCAAGCAGGAGGAAGAAAAGGCACUUCAUGAAGCCAAACUUGCCAAGAUGGAGCAAGAGAUGAAAGCAGUGUUCCAACAAAAGGUCAGCGAAAAGGAAAAGAAAUUACAGAGGUCUGAAGCCGAUUUGUUCUCACGUCAUAAGGAAAUGAAGGACAAGUUGAGCAAACAAAUAAAGUUAUUGGAAGAUAAGAAGGCACAGUUGGAGAAGCAAAAACUGUUGCCACAAGAUCCUCCCGCCCCAGCCCCACAAAAGAGUCGUAAGGGCUUUUUGCGUUAG
Messenger RNA from Meyerozyma guilliermondii ATCC 6260, 1122 nucleotides. RefSeq names its product septin (gene CDC3). Gene Ontology annotation, biological process: cytoskeleton-dependent cytokinesis. Gene Ontology annotation, cellular component: septin ring; septin complex; cytosol. Bases 1 to 1122 code for a protein of 373 amino acids. Gene Ontology annotation, molecular function: molecular adaptor activity; GTPase activity; GTP binding. The transcript has a single exon. The record is from RefSeq and is a predicted model, not a curated record. Lineage: Eukaryota; Fungi; Ascomycota; Pichiomycetes; Serinales; Debaryomycetaceae.